UCCAGUUUAAUUUACCGGGUUUAGACAUUUAAACAGACGUUAGCAGCUUAGCUUAGCUUCCGUUUACUGUUAGACUGAAACAGGAAGAAGCACCGCGAUUCACUGGUGUAUACUGGAGUAAACAGAAGAAAACAGAAGAUGUUGAGGAGGAAACCAACUCGUCUGGAGCUGAAGAUUGAUGACACCGAGGAGUUCGAGAGUGUCAAGAAGGAGCUCGAGGCCAGGAAGCGUCAGCGAGAGGAAGCGGAGUCAGGUGGCGGAGUGGGCGGGGCAUCUGUCAUCAGUGUUGACAUCAUCGGGGGUGGAGCGUCAGCUUCAGCAUCUUCCUCCACAGCAGUGACGAGGGCGGAGCUCAUCAACGAACGAAUCGGCUACAAGCCCCACCCCAAACCAGCAACGCUGCCGACCUUAUUUGGAAGUCUACAGUUUUAAUAAAAUAAAAAUAAUGUUUAAAGAGAAAAGGUGGUUUGUUUAUUUGGUUUCUGUUGUUAUGGGACGUUUUACAACAUAUAGAAAAAAAAUUUCAGAAUAAAAGCUGGAAAAUUAAUCAAUGUCACGUCACUUUCCUCAAAAUUUUUGUAUAAAUAUUCUUUUAUAAUAAAACCAGCUGGAGACACACAGAAGAUUUUCAUUCCAAAUUAUUUAAUUUUUUUUAGAAAUUUAUUCAUUUUUACUUAUCUCCCAAGUUCGUGAAAAAAAGUUUUAAUUAGAAAAAGUGAAAACAUCAGUGACAUGCAAACAAAAUCUACUGAUCGUGUCGUUGAAGUUUGUUUAUAAUAAUUUAUCAGAUUUAAAUUAUUUCACUCUGAAAUACUCAAGUUUGUUGUGAUGAAUUCAUUUUUUUUUAAUUUGGUAAAAUGUUUUAUUUGGUAAA
Messenger RNA from Seriola dumerili (greater amberjack), 874 nucleotides. RefSeq names its product cell division cycle 26 (gene cdc26). The transcript is spliced from 3 exons. Gene Ontology annotation, cellular component: anaphase-promoting complex. Lineage: Eukaryota; Metazoa; Chordata; Actinopteri; Carangiformes; Carangidae. Gene Ontology annotation, biological process: regulation of mitotic cell cycle; anaphase-promoting complex-dependent catabolic process; protein K11-linked ubiquitination. Bases 139 to 432 code for a protein of 97 amino acids. The record is from RefSeq and is a predicted model, not a curated record.